AUGCUCGCAUUUCGCCCCCAAAGCGCCCCUUUGAGGCUCCUCACGCGCUCGGUAUCCUCAAAAUGCAAGAUCGAGGAAAUAAUUCGUGUCGAUCAUGCCGGUGAAUUGGGGGCUGAUGUGAUAUACGCCGGUCAAAUGGCAGUGUUAGGGAGCACCUCCAAAGGCCCCAUCAUCAAACACAUGUGGGACCAGGAAAAGGGCCAUAGGGCCAAAUUUGAGGAAUUGAUAAGAAAACAUCGCGUCAGGCCCACUGUAAUGACUCCAAUUUGGAAAGUGGCUGGGUUUGCUCUGGGGGCAGGGACUGCCCUUUUGGGGGACAAAGCAGCGAUGGCGUGCACUGUGGCUGUCGAGACGGUUAUUGUGGAUCAUUAUAACGAUCAGCUAAGGGAGCUGAUGGAGGAUCCUGAGGCGAAUAAAGAGUUGUUGGAAACUAUUACGAGGUUUAGGGAUGAGGAGCAGGAACACCAUGAUUGUGGGAUUGAUCAUGGGGCUGAGCAGGCGCCCUUUUAUAAGGCUCUGACUGAGGCGAUCAAGUUGGGGUGCAAGGGGGCCAUAGCCAUCUCCAAAGUCAUUUAAACUGUCUCAGUGUAUUUAUUAUUGUAAAUAAAUGUCUGUGACUUUACUUUUUAAAUAAAGAUACUAUUUCAAGUUAA
This is a messenger RNA of Tribolium castaneum (red flour beetle), 653 nucleotides long. It is a transcript of the gene Coq7, whose product is annotated as Coenzyme Q7. Bases 1 to 576 code for a protein of 191 amino acids. The transcript has a single exon. Gene Ontology annotation, biological process: determination of adult lifespan; regulation of gene expression; ubiquinone biosynthetic process. The record is from RefSeq and is a predicted model, not a curated record. NCBI's taxonomy places the organism in Eukaryota, Metazoa, Arthropoda, Insecta, Coleoptera, Tenebrionidae. Gene Ontology annotation, cellular component: nucleus; mitochondrial inner membrane. Gene Ontology annotation, molecular function: 3-demethoxyubiquinol 3-hydroxylase activity.